AUGUUUUUUACUUAUUUGUUAGUGUGUUUUUUAAUAACGCUUUGUUUGCUCUCGACGAUUUCGGCUUGGGACUCAGACGAUUUAUCCUUAUUUGACAUUGUUGAGGAUGUGAACAGAAAUUUUUAUGAAUUCUUGGAAGUUGACCAGUCAGCUUCUCAAACUGAAAUAAGGAGAGCAUAUAGAAAAGUCUCACUCCAACUACAUCCAGAUAAGAAUAAGGACCCCGACGCAGAAAACCAAUUCAGAAAACUUGUGGCUGCCUAUGAAGUUUUGAAAGAUGAAAAAAUGAGACUCAAGUACAAUGACAUAUUAGUGAACGGCCUGCCAGACUGGAGACAGCCUGUUUAUUAUUACAGGCGGGUUAGAAAAAUGGGCCUGGUCGAGUUAUCGAUCCUCAUGUCAAUCAUACUAACGGUAGGACAUUUUCUGGUCAUCUGGUCUAUGUACCUGGAGAGGAAGUUCGAAUUGGUUUGA
Molecule: messenger RNA, 474 nt
Organism: Helobdella robusta
Lineage: Eukaryota; Metazoa; Annelida; Clitellata; Rhynchobdellida; Glossiphoniidae
Exons: 4
Coding region: 1-474 (157 amino acids)
Cellular component (GO): endomembrane system
Source: RefSeq, a predicted model, not a curated record